Chaetomium fimeti is the source of this 921-nucleotide messenger RNA. RefSeq lists its product as uncharacterized. The coding region runs from base 1 to 921 and encodes 306 amino acids. The transcript is spliced from 2 exons. Gene Ontology annotation, biological process: regulation of transcription by RNA polymerase II. NCBI's taxonomy places the organism in Eukaryota, Fungi, Ascomycota, Sordariomycetes, Sordariales, Chaetomiaceae. Gene Ontology annotation, cellular component: nucleus. The record is from RefSeq and is a predicted model, not a curated record.
AUGAGCGUUGUUUACGAACCCCGCAGCUUCAUCCAUGAUGGCGGAUAUCCGCCCAUGGAUGAUCACCACGACCCCUCCCCAGACGCGGACCGAUUUACCGAUCCCACCGAUGCCGUUGUCAACGAACUGGCAACCACUGUCGCAACAUUCACCGCUCCCCACUCGCAGUUCGUGGACGCGACAGAGCCCCGGCUUGAUCUGCCCGUCGGCCCUCCCCCAGCCACGACGACGACAGCCGUCAAGGAAGACUCGCCAAUCGCGACAACACCUCAGCGCAUCAAGGCGAUUCCCAAGCCGGAUCGGGAGGUGACCAGGAAUUUGGAAGGCAGGUUUAUUUGCACUUGGCCCGGCUGCGCCGAAGAACCAAAAGAGUUUGUCCGCAAAUGCGAGUGGAAUAAACACAUGGACAAGCAUGAUCGGCCCUAUAAAUGCGCUGCAGCGGGGUGCGAGAAGCUCCCCGGCUUCACAUAUUCCGGCGGCCUCCUGCGGCACGAGCGCGAAGUCCACGGCAAGCAUGGCGGGCCCAAGAACUCGUUCUACUGCCCGCAUCCCAACUGCAAGCGCCACUCCGGCAAGGGCUUUUCGCGCCAAGAGAACCUCAACGAACACUUGCGCCGCGUGCACACGCAAAACGGGGCUGCGAUCAACGGGACCGAGGGUGAGACGGACGACAAUGCGAGCGACCACGCCGUCGCAGCCGGCCAGAAGCGCAAGCGCGACGACCGGGGCGCCGACGCCGACAUGCGAGAGGAGAUCAAGCGCGUGCGGCAGGAGAACGAAGAGCUGCGCCGCCAGGUCCAAGCGCAGACCCAGCAGACGGUGAUCAUGAUGCAGAAGAUCACCGCGCUCCAGCAAGCUCUCGAGACGCGGAUGCCCAGUGCCGUGCCCACGGCACCGAUGGCGGCCGCGACGAUGAUUUAG